Nicotiana tabacum (common tobacco) is the source of this 1203-nucleotide messenger RNA. The record is from RefSeq and is a predicted model, not a curated record. NCBI's taxonomy places the organism in Eukaryota, Viridiplantae, Streptophyta, Magnoliopsida, Solanales, Solanaceae.
GCUCCUCAUAUGGUUGGACUGGUUUUGCUUCAUUUCUCAUCAUAUUGCAUAUUCCAUCUUUCUAAUUCUAACGCUCAAAUGUAGUCAUUUCCCCCUUUCUUUCUUCAUUUUUCUCGCAAUCUCUCUCCUUACAACAAAGAAUUGAAUAGUCAUAACAAAUUUCCCAGUACCAUUUACAGAGGGAGAGAGUCACAUUACAUUACAAAUCUAUUUUCAUUAUUUAAAAAAAAAAGCAAUUUGGGUAUUCAGUUUGAUCAAAAUAUUGUGUGAUUUCACAAAAAAAAAGGCAUUUAUGGCAAGGUUGUUGAUUGAGGCUGAAGCUAUAAAGAUUGGAUAAAGACAGCAGAUGCUUUAUAUUGAAAGUGAUUGGGGAUCUGUGAGAUCUCCGUUUGUUUGUAAAGGAAAAUGUAUUCUCCUCCCCUGUCUUCUUCUAGCCAUGACCGAUGUGAUUCCAAAGCGCGAAUCAACAACAAUACUAAUAGCUCACAAUUGCGACUUUAUCAAAUUUGGCAAGGAAGAAAUAGAUUCUACCUUGGAGGCAGACUUGUAUUUGGCCCAGAUAUUAGAGCACUGUUUCUUACCUUGUUCUUAAUCCUAGUUCCAGUAGCAUUAUUUUGUGCUUUUGUUUCAAGAGGACUCAUCAAUGCAUUUCCCCAUCGAUUAGGCUAUCUUAUUGUGGCUAUAUCUCUUCUCUUCUCAGUCUUUAUUGUAGUUCUUCUAUUGCUAACUUCAGGAACAGAUCCUGGAAUUGUUCCGCGAAAUACCAAUCCUCCAGAACCUGACGAAGAAUUUGAUACCUCUAGCAUCUCCACAAGUUGUUUAGGAAGUCAGACUGGUCCUCUCAGUUUACCGCCUAUGAAAAAUGUUACUGUCAAUGGAAUAGUUGUCAAAGUAAAAUACUGCAAAACGUGUAUGCUAUAUCGGCCACCACGCUGCUCUCAUUGCUCCAUAUGCGACAAUUGCAUUGAACGUUUCGACCACCAUUGCCCAUGGGUGGGACAGUGCAUUGGGAAGAGGAACUAUCGUUACUUUUUCAUGUUUGUUUCCUCUACUAACCUCCUGAGCCUCUACGUCUUUGCGUUUUGCUGGGUAAAUAUAAAGAAGAUAAUGGAAGCACAUGAUUGUAACUUUUGGAGCGCGUUUCUUAAGUCACCUGUUUCAGGCAUCCUUAUAAUAUAUACAUUUGUAGUUUCUUGGUUUCUU